AUGAAAAGGCCAGGAAUUGGCCGUCCGAGUUUAACUCGAAGCAUGGUAUCGAGGAGCAAUGAUUUUAAGAUAACUGGAUCAUUGAAUGAAGAAAUAAACAAAAUGAAUCAACUUAUUAGCAAAAGACAAAGCGAAAUAGAAGAGCUGGAACUUCUUGCAGAUAUUCUUUCUUCAGAAAAGAAAUCAGAAACUCAGAAAAAGCAUAUUAUUUCGUAUAUUAAAAGGCAAACUGAUUCAUUGUUGCAACAAUUAGAAACACGUCGAAAUUUUCUAGAAACGAAUUCUAAAAAGUACAAUUUACCUGAAUUUCAGGGUAACAUUCGUGAAUCUCUUUCAGAAAAACACGUUCUUCUUCAAAAAUAUAAUUUACUAAUUGCUCAAUCAAAAAAUCUUGAAAGAUCAUUGACUAUCGAUGGUUUCAGGCUGAAAAUCUACGAAGAUCAUCGUAAAAUUCGAGAAUUGCAAGAUAAAUGUCAGGAUUAUUUGAAAGGAGAAGAUGUUUUCGUAGAUAAAGCACAAAAAGAAAUUGAUAAGAAUAAUGCCGAAAUUGAAAAUAUUCGUAAAGAAAUCGAAUCUCAAAAACUAAAGAACGAAAGGAUUGAAGCAUAUCUAAAUGACAGAGAAAAUUUAGCAGCUCGUUUAAUACAAACUGCAUGGAGAUCAUUCUAUGCUCAAUUUAAGAAUACUCCAGAUUACCACAUCCUUAACACCCAAAACAAGGAAAAAAUUAAGAACUUAAAUGAUGCUCCAAAGCCUAGAGCUAAUAGUGGUGUUAAAGUUUCUGGAUUUCAGAUCAAAAGUCACAAAAAUUAA
Trichomonas vaginalis G3 is the source of this 813-nucleotide messenger RNA. RefSeq lists its product as uncharacterized. The coding region runs from base 1 to 813 and encodes 270 amino acids. NCBI's taxonomy places the organism in Eukaryota, Parabasalia, Trichomonadida, Trichomonadidae. The transcript has a single exon. The record is from RefSeq and is a predicted model, not a curated record.